Molecule: messenger RNA, 1455 nt
Organism: Ixodes scapularis (black-legged tick)
Lineage: Eukaryota; Metazoa; Arthropoda; Arachnida; Ixodida; Ixodidae
Product: endoplasmic reticulum aminopeptidase 2-like
Exons: 8
Coding region: 1-1455 (484 amino acids)
Biological process (GO): peptide catabolic process; proteolysis
Cellular component (GO): cytoplasm
Molecular function (GO): metalloaminopeptidase activity; zinc ion binding; peptide binding
Source: RefSeq, a predicted model, not a curated record
AUGGGAAGACUGGACCGGCACAGCAACGGCGUGGUGAUCGCGACCGUCACCACCACCGUGGUGAUCAUCCUUGUGGUCUUCAUCACCACCGAAAGGAACGUGUUCCUUAGUCGCAAGUCACCUCCAGCGAGUGAACCGCCCACUGACGAACUUCCGGCGCUGCCUUGGGCCCUCAUCGACCGCCAGUCGUACCUCAGCCACCGCAUCGUGUACACGGGCGGACGCCACGCCAAGAGGUUGCCCGGCAACGUGGUGCCGCUCCACUACGACCUUGAGAUCGAGCCGCACAUUGGGGACAGCAGCAGUGAGGAGGACACCUUCAGCGGCAAGGUCACCAUACGCUUCCGAUGCAUCGUUGCAACGUCCACGAUCACCGUGCACUCGACACCGGAGCUGAAGGUGUCGCUGGGGAGCCGCGUCACCCCUGGCGUCAUUGUGCGCCACGCCUCCAACACCUUCUUCAAGAUGUGGGCCAAGUCGCUCACGCUGCAUGCCUACGAUGAGUUCCUCGUCAUCAAGCUCCUGGGCAAGCUGAACGCCAACCAGACGUACCUGGUCACCAUGCACUUCCACGGAAAGCUGGGCCAGGACAGGGGCUUCUACAAGUACCACUACAAGGUCAACGGAAAGCUCAAGCACCACAAACUCGUGGCGGAUCACUUCCAGACCACCAUGCCAAUGUCCACGUACACGCUGGCCUUUGCUGUGCUCAACUUCACGUCCCAGACAAACGGCAAUGUGACCAUUUGGUCCCUGAACGAUAAAGCUCCCUACCUGAAGUACGCGCUGGAAGUAACCCCGGUCCUGGUGAAAUUUUACGAAGAACUCUUUGGCAUUUCGUACCCUCUUCCAAAGUUGAACAUGAUCUCGCUUCCCUCGUUCCUGGCGGACGCCAUGGAGAACUGGGGUCUGCUCACGUUCCACGAGCAAUGUCUCAUCUUCGACGAAACCACCACGCCCCACAAGAAGCCCCUGAUCGUGGGCCUCAUCGCCCAUGAAGUCGCUCAUCAGUGGUUCGGCGACCUGGUAACCAUGGACUGGUGGGGCGACGUGUGGCUCAACGAGGGAUUCGCUACUUACAUGCAGUACACUGGAGCCCACUUCCUUGAGCAUCAGUGGGAAAUGAUGGACCUAUUCGUGGUGAACGAAAUGCAGCCCAUCUUGAAAGCGGAGUCGACCACAAAAAUGUAUCCAGUGUCCGUCGACACAAAUUCAACGGGCCACCUCGAUAAAUUGUUCGAUAAAAUCCUGUACAGCAAGGCUCAGCGCGGCCUGGUCGACGUUAAGCGAGUGAUGCGCUACUGGACUAAGCACGCGGGCUACCCCCUGGUCACCGUCAACAGGCUCUACGGCAAGGCAAGCGCCGUGUUCAGUCAGCAAGACUACCUGACUCUGGCGAAUGUCGGGGAAACGGCGGAGAAACUGCCCAAAAACAAAUCGUACGUGAAACGCUGA